Molecule: messenger RNA, 1080 nt
Organism: Punica granatum (pomegranate)
Lineage: Eukaryota; Viridiplantae; Streptophyta; Magnoliopsida; Myrtales; Lythraceae
Source: RefSeq, a predicted model, not a curated record
AGGAAACAAUUUUCGUUCGAUCGGGACCAUGAUGAAUCUGGACAAUUCUUAUUCUUUGUCCACUGGUGUGGUGUUUUUUUCUUAAUGAUCUUUAUCUUGAUAUAUUCCACUCUUGGGCUGUCUUCCAUAUCAUAUAAAGCCAGAAGAAGGAAAAGGAGACUAUACACAUUUCUCCGUUAGGUGAUGAUGUUGCUCCGAUCAGCUCUUUCCCUUCUCUUCCUCCUUGCUGUGGUCCGAUCCCAGUCCUUGCCGCCGGCGAAGUAUGAUGGGUUCGUGUACACUAAGGGUCGGGUCGAUCCGGAUCCGGUUGCUAUCGAGGCGUUCCUGGACCCGCUCUGCCCCUACAGCAGGGACUCCUGGCCGUCGCUGAAGAAGACCGUGGCCCACUAUGGCCGCCGCGUCUGGCUCAUCGUCCACCUCCUCCCCUUACCUUACCAUGACAAUGCAUAUGCAGCAUCUCGUGCAUUGCACAUCGUCAAUAAGCUCAAUAGCUCGGGUACGUUCCCCUUGCUGGAGCUAUUCUUCAAGCACCAGGAGAGAUUCUAUGGCGCCCAAACCAUCAACAAGACGAGGGCCUCCGUCAUAAAAGACAUACAGAGGUUGGCAUCCAAAGUAGCUGAUUGCUCGGGAGUCGAGGCGGGUUUCAACGACAGGCAAACCGAUCUCAGGACAAGGGUGUCCUUCAAGUAUAGUGCUUCGAGAGGAGUUUACGGUACUCCGACGUUCUUCCUCAAUGGGUUCCUUGUGCCUGACAACGGCUCAACGAUAGAUUACAACGGUUGGAGACACCUCAUCGACCCGCUUCUUUCAUCGAGGGAGGCUUGAGCAAUUAUAUUGAUACACGUUUUCCUUGAUGAUCAGACUACCGUUGUUUACGAUAAUCGUAGUCGUGUUUACUAUUUGAUCAUGGAAGGUGACAUGCCUAUGCACGCAACCACGGUGGGUGUUGAUGAAUAAGUAUCUUCUUGUGGUUUGUUGAUCCAAUUUGGUUUAACUUGUAAAUGCGAACCAGACGGCAUUUGGUACUUGGUAGCCUUUUACUUUUCCGUUUUUGUAAAACUAGAUCGAUUACUCGACUUU